AAAUAGAAUGCACCUUAUCUUUCUAGUUCCUACUUUACAAUUGAGCUUCUGAUUUUCGUAAAUGAAGAGUAAUACAGAAUAAUUGAGAAAUUCCUAAAUUCUAACCGUAUUGAAUCAACGGAUGUUAAUUUGAAGAACCAAUUCCAUAUUUAGAGGAAGAAUGAGCAUUGAAUUAAUUUUCAUCACAUAGUAAUCAAGCUCGAGCGAGCUUUCAUAGAGACGAACACGAACACGAACACGGGUCAAGCUACCAAGCUUAGAUCUCAUCAAACGCAAUCUCAGAUGUUUAUCUAAUCAACCUCCAACCAAGUUUUAUACAUGCUUUGAUUUUCAUUUUCAGGCACUGUCGUGGAGACAAGAAAAUAUACAUCAGAAUCGGACAGUGUUUUCCGCUUCGUCAUCACAUAAAAAUACAGACUUGUAAAUAUUUUUGUGUUUGCAGGUGAAAAGAAUCAAUAAUUUCGACGAGCAAUAGCGGUAACCAGCAUCCCGCAUUUGUUCUGUUUUCGCACAACCGACACGCAGGGUGAAGAAUCCUGUUUUCAGAUUCUCAGGAGCUCAGAAAUGUCGAUGCAUUUCAUGAUUAAAUGGCUUGCAAUAUUUACAUCGAUUAGAGGUUUGUUAUGCACGGUAGUAGCAUAUGCCAAUCAUGGGAUCUCAUUGUCCUGUAUAAUGGCAUAUGAAGAAGGUGGAGUUCGUGCUGUCUUAAACUCACCUGAGUGUCCUUGGCUGUUCUCUUCUGUUGAAUCAUCGAACUCGACCAAGAAUUGCCAGUUUGCCAUGCUACAAGGCCGUAGAGAAUAUCAAGAAGAUCGCGUAGUGUGCAAUCUUGAUUUAGAGCUACCAUUUUCGGGUGACCCUGGCUUCUUCUAUCCCGGUGAAGAGGUGCCUGUGGAGACUAGUAUUGGUAUAGCAGCUAUAUUUGAUGGCCAUGGAGGCGACGAAGCCAGUGAAAUGGCUUCCACCAUGCUAUCCAGUUACUUUCUGAUGAAUGUUGUGUUCGGUGCUUACAAGCGAGUGCUUCCAAGCUACGAGGAAUAUAACAAGACUCAAUGCAGGCUGCGAAGGAUGCCAGCAGUGAUUGAUCGUCGCUCGCUUCGUUCAGAUUUAGAAGAAGCACUGUUGAGAACGAUCAAAGAUAUCGAUUCAGAAUUCUCAAAACAAGCUGUGGAUAAAGGUUAUGUUUCCGGGUCUACCGGCACUAUUGCUCUUCUAUUCGAGGGUCAACUUCUCGUUGCUAAUGUUGGGGAUUCAAAAGCUCUCCUGUGCUUUACAAAAGGGGAUUCGUCGAAAGACGUUUAUGUGGAGGAAUUAACAAGAGACCAUCAUCCAGAUAGAGCAGAUGAGAAGGCCAGAAUUGAAGCAGCCGGUGGCUUCAUUACUCGAUACGCCGUCCCUCGUGUGAAUGGUAUAUUAGCUCUGUCCAGAGCCAUUGGUGAUAUCUACCUCAAAAGAUAUGGGGUUACAGCUGAAGCCGAAGUCACCGGUUGGAGGGCUUUCACCCCUGAAAACAGCUAUCUGGUGGUUGCAUCUGACGGCGUAUUCGAAACAUUGACACCAAAAGAUGUAUGUCGUCUUCUUCACAAUAAGGCAUCAUCAUCGUCGUUGCCCGAACGUAUAAUCCGCCGUGCCUUUGAGACUGGCAGCAUGGAUAACCUAUCAGCUAUUGUGAUUUCUCGUCUUGUUUGUCGCAAUGUGGGAAGAUGCAAGUAAUGGUAUUUUAAAAGAAAAUCCUAACCAUUAUAACAUAAACUACAUUUGCCUA
This is a messenger RNA of Salvia miltiorrhiza (redroot sage), 1765 nucleotides long. Its product is annotated as probable protein phosphatase 2C 51. Bases 565 to 1713 code for a protein of 382 amino acids. Gene Ontology annotation, cellular component: nucleus; cytosol. The transcript is spliced from 7 exons. Gene Ontology annotation, molecular function: cation binding; protein serine/threonine phosphatase activity. NCBI's taxonomy places the organism in Eukaryota, Viridiplantae, Streptophyta, Magnoliopsida, Lamiales, Lamiaceae. The record is from RefSeq and is a predicted model, not a curated record. Gene Ontology annotation, biological process: protein dephosphorylation.